Messenger RNA from Lathyrus oleraceus (garden pea), 1286 nucleotides. RefSeq lists its product as uncharacterized. The record is from RefSeq and is a predicted model, not a curated record. Bases 31 to 1005 code for a protein of 324 amino acids. Gene Ontology annotation, cellular component: CCR4-NOT complex. Lineage: Eukaryota; Viridiplantae; Streptophyta; Magnoliopsida; Fabales; Fabaceae. The transcript is spliced from 9 exons. Gene Ontology annotation, biological process: mRNA catabolic process.
AUAGUGCAAAACGUGGAAUUCAUUUGACAGAUGUCGAAUUUGCCCCAUUAUCUGUCUGUGAACUCUGCAUUCGGCGUUGGUGCUACUGCUAUUUCUCAUUCUUCCGUUGCUAGCUCUCAAUCUUCCGCCGGAAACAGGGAUCGUAACAUGGCUUCUUCUGAACAACUCGUUCUCGAGCUCAGCAACCCAGAGCUUCGUGAAAAUGCUCUUCUCGAACUCUCUAAGAAGAGAGAGCAAUUUCAAGAUCUUGCUCCCUUGCUAUGGAAUUCAUUUGGUACUAUUGCAGCACUUUUACAGGAAAUAGUAUCGAUAUACCCAGUGCUAUCACCACCCAAUCUCACUCCUGCACAAUCAAAUCGAGUGUGCAAUGCUCUUGCUCUUCUUCAGUGCGUAGCAUCUCACCCGGACACAAGGAUGCUAUUCCUCAACGCUCAUAUUCCAUUGUAUCUGUAUCCCUUCUUGAACACAACAAGUAAGUCAAGACCUUUUGAGUACUUGAGGCUUACUAGUCUUGGUGUCAUUGGCGCAUUGGUGAAGGUUGAUGAUACUGAGGUUAUUAGUUUUCUGCUUUCUACUGAAAUAAUUCCCCUGUGCCUGCGCACGAUGGAAAUGGGGAGUGAGCUCUCCAAAACAGUUGCAACAUUUAUUGUUCAAAAGAUUCUGUUAGAUGAUGUUGGCUUGGACUAUAUCUGUACUACUGCUGAGCGUUUUUUCGCAGUAGGUCGAGUUCUCGGAAAUAUGGUGGCAGCUCUCGCUGAGCAACCAUCAUCUCGUCUGUUGAAGCAUAUCAUUCGAUGCUAUCUUCGCCUGUCUGAUAACCCAAGGGCUUGUGAUGCACUAAGAAGCUGUCUUCCUGACAUGUUAAGAGACGCGACUUUCAGCAGCUGCCUUCGAGAGGACCCUACAACUAGGAAGUGGCUGCAACAAUUGCUGCACAAUGUUGGAGGGAAUCGGGUUCCUGCACUGCAAGGUGGAGGAGGGUUUGAUCAUCUAAUGGUGAAUUGAGUAUAAGUUGUUAUAUUGUAAUAUUGUUGGAAUUUGGUGAGCUUAUUGAUGCUCUAGAACUAUAUUGGAAGACUUGUGUGUAAAAUAAAUUUACUAUUACCUAAGGUGAUUCUUUUCACCUCCGUGAACAGUACAUUCCACAUUUUUGGGGAGUAUGUACAGUUUCAUAUAAAAUAAUUCAAGUUUAAGAUACAUAAUUGGGAAAUGCCUUUUUAUGUUUAAGGAUUAUGCAAACACCAUUUUCAUUGAGGUAAUAAAACGAUUCCGAGGGUUGUUUGUAA